AUGAAGGGACUAGCCAGUGAUGGCGGCCUUUUCAUCCCCGAGGAAGUUCCUUCCCUGCCCCAGGGCUGGGAGAGCUGGGCCGACAUCAGCUUCGAAGAACUCGCCUUCAACAUCAUGUCCCUCUUCGUUUCGCCCGAGGAAGUCCCCGCGGACGACCUGAAGGAUAUCAUUAAGCGGUCCUACUCGACCUUCGACCAUCCUGAACGUACCCCGCUCGUCGAACUCGACCCCAAACAAAACCUCUACCUGCUGGAACUUUGGCACGGACCGACACGGGCAUUCAAGGAUGUCGCCCUCCAAUUCCUCGGAAACCUCUUCGAAUACUUCCUCAAGCGUGAGAACGAGGGCAAGGUCGGCAAGGACCGACACCACCUGACGGUUGUUGGUGCCACCUCCGGUGAUACUGGCUCGGCCGCUAUCUACGGUCUCCGCAAUAAGAAAGACACCAGUGUCUUCAUUCUGUUCCCCAACGGAAAGGUGUCGCCCAUUCAAGAGAAGCAGAUGACUACCGUGCUCGACGCCAAUGUGCACAACCUGACCGUCGAGGGAUCCUUCGACGACUGCCAGGACAUUGUCAAGGCCCUGUUCGCCGACCCCGACAUCAACUCUACUCACAGCCUCGGAGCCGUGAACAGCAUUAACUGGGCUCGUAUCCUGGCCCAGAUCACCUAUUACUUCUACUCCUAUUUCUCCCUGACCAAGUCGGCGAACUAUAACAAGGAUAAGAAGGUCAACGUCGUCGUUCCCUCCGGUAACUUCGGUGAUAUUCUUGCUGGCUACUUCGCCAAGCGCCUUGGACUGCCUGUCGAGAAGCUUGUCAUCGCGACUAAUGAGAACGACAUCCUAGACCGCUUCUUCCGUAGCGGUGGCCACUACACCAAGAAGGCCCUUAACACCACCGACGAGGGUGUGAAGGAGACCCACAGCCCUGCCAUGGACAUUUUGGUGUCCAGCAACUUCGAGCGUCUGCUCUGGUUCCUGGCCUUCCAGACCGACCGUGCCAAUGCCGUGUCGGAGCGUCGCCAGCACGCCUGCGAGAACGUCACCACCUGGUUGAACGACCUCAAGUCCAAGGGUGGUUUCCAGGUUCCUCCCGCCGUGCUCGAGGCUGCCAUGGCCGACUUUUCCAGCCACCGUGUCAGCAACGAUGAGACCAUCGCCACCAUCCGCAGUGUCUACAAGACCUGCUUCCCCAACAACGGCCCCAGCAGCUCCAAGAGCACCAAGACUGGCGGAUACAUCGUCGACCCCCAUACUGCUGUUGGCGUUGCAGCUUCUCAACGCUCCAUUCAGGAGCACCCUGAUUCCUACCACAUCUCCUUGUCCACUGCUCAUCCCGCCAAGUUUGCCGGCUCCGUUGAUCUGGCCCUUCGCUCAGAGGAUGGCUACGUGUUUGAUGAAAUCCUGCCCAAGGAAUUUAUUGGCCUGAUGGAGCGUGAAAGCCGCGUUACUCCCGUUCCCGCUGGUGCUGGCUGGGAGGGCGUUCGCGAGAUUGUCAAGGCUGAGGUUGAGCAGGAGCUUCAGGGUCAACGGUAG
This is a messenger RNA of Penicillium argentinense, 1536 nucleotides long. RefSeq names its product threonine synthase THR4. Gene Ontology annotation, molecular function: threonine synthase activity; pyridoxal phosphate binding. Bases 1 to 1536 code for a protein of 511 amino acids. Lineage: Eukaryota; Fungi; Ascomycota; Eurotiomycetes; Eurotiales; Aspergillaceae. The record is from RefSeq and is a predicted model, not a curated record. The transcript has 2 exons. Gene Ontology annotation, biological process: L-threonine biosynthetic process.